Molecule: messenger RNA, 3364 nt
Organism: Carlito syrichta (Philippine tarsier)
Lineage: Eukaryota; Metazoa; Chordata; Mammalia; Primates; Tarsiidae
Gene: RUNDC3B
Product: RUN domain containing 3B
Exons: 12
Coding region: 239-1654 (471 amino acids)
Source: RefSeq, a predicted model, not a curated record
GGUGGUGCGAGCGUGUGUGCGCGCGUGUGUGUGUGUGGAGCUCGGGUGCCGAGGGCGAGCCGUCAGCCCCCAGGGCGAGUCCCCCGCGUCUUCCACACUCUCCCUUCCUCCCCGCUUCCUCCCUGCAUCCUGUCGGCGACCCCGACCCCACGGUCGCGUACCGAGCGGGGCCCCGCAAGCAGGUGUGAGGGGCGUGAGGGGUCGCACGAGACAAAGGGGGCUCGGGGGUGAGCCCGCCAUGGCCUCCCGCAGCCUGGGGGGCCUCAGCGGGAGCCGCGGCGGCGGGGGCGGCGGCAAGAAGAGCCUGAGCGCCCGAAAUGCUGCGGUCGAGAGAAGGAACCUGAUCACUGUGUGCAGGUUUUCUGUGAAGACCCUGAUUGAUCGGUCUUGCUUUGAGACAAUUGAUGAUUCUUCUCCUGAGUUUAACAAUUUUGCAGCUAUUUUGGAACAGAUUCUAAGCCACCGACUAAAAGAGAUUUCCCAAAGUUGCAGAUGGCUGGCUUAUCUCCAAAUACCUCUUCAAGGUCAAGUUACCUGGUUUGGUUAUGAAAGUCCUCGAAGCUUCUGGGACUAUAUCAGAGUGGCUUGCCGGAAAGUUUCACAGAAUUGCAUCUGCAGCAUUGAAAAUAUGGAAAAUGUCAGUUCUUCUAGAGCUAAGGGUAGAGCCUGGAUCAGAGUAGCACUCAUGGAAAAACAUUUAUCUGAAUACAUCUCUACAGCUCUGAGAGACUUCAAAACAACCAGGAGAUUUUAUGAAGAUGGAGCAAUUGUCUUGGGUGAGGAAGCAAAUAUGCUUGCUGGCAUGCUGCUAGGACUCAAUGCUAUUGAUUUCAGCUUCUGCCUAAAGGGAGAGGGAUUGGAUGGCAACUUUCCUGCUGUAAUAGACUAUACUCCAUAUUUGAAGUUUACCCAAAGUUCUGAUAGUAUCAGCAGUGAUGAGGAGGAACUAAGGACUUUGGGAAGCAGUGGUAGUGAAAGCAGUACUCCAGAGAAUGUCGGACCUCCUUUCAUCACAGAUGAGAACUGUUGGUUCAACAAGUGUAAGAGAGUUAAACAAAAGUAUCAGCUUACGUUGGAACAGAAGGGUUAUCUUGAAGAACUCUUACGACUUCGAGAAAACCAAUUAUCUGAAUCUGUCUCCCAGAAUAAAAUACUACUUCAAAGAAUUGAAGAUUCUGAUCUGGCCCAUAAAUUGGAGAAGGAACAAUUAGAAUAUAUAAUUGUGGAACUUCAAGAUCAGCUGACUGUGCUAAAGAAUAAUGAUUUAAGAUCAAGACAAGAGUUAACUGCCCAUCUCACCAACCAGUGGCCUUCCCCAGGAGCUCUGGAUGUCAAUGCCGUUGCCUUGGAUACGUUGCUUUACCGAAAACACAAUAAACAGUGGUAUGAGAAAAGUUAUCAAAGUCUUGACCAGUUAUCGGCAGAAGUUAGCCUUUCUCAGACUUCACUGGAUCCAGGCCAGUCACAAGGAGAUGGAAAACAAGACGCAUUAAAUUUAAUCAGUGAAGGUAAAGAAGAUACUCCCUCAUUACUUGGUCUCUGUGGGUCUCUAACAUCAGUGGCAAGUUACAAGUCUCUAACAAGCCUAAAAUCUAACGACUACCUUGCAAGUCCUACAGCAGAGAUGACAAGUCCAGGCUUAACACCAUCCUGAAAAGUUUUACGUAAAAGCCAAAAGUUUUAUGUUGUAAACGUUCAAUUUUACAUAAGUUUGACUGCUGGGAAGACCUUUGAAAUUUUAUAUUGUUCUGGUUUAUGUCUGGAAUUCUGUUGCUUAGAGAGUUCAGUCCACUCCUUGUAAACUUCUGAGUGAAAAACAUGCUGCCAUUUUCAUUUUAAAAAUUCUUCUAUUUGUCAUUGAGGAAGUUUAAAAAUGAAUAGGCUUUUAAAAACUUUCAAAGAUCCUCCAAAUUAAUAAUGCAUUGCAAAUUGUACAUAUUUAUUAUUCAGCUGAUUUUAUAUAUAUAAAUGUAUCUUAGUGGCCAGAGACUGAGUUCAAGAUUUUAUUCCAAAGGUAUAAACUAAGUAUUUUUUCACUCUUAUUUAGUGACUAAACUUCAAAAAAGAUAACUUACUAAUUUAAUAUUUUCAUUAAUUUCUUCCUAAGUUCUGUUUUAAAUGUCUUGUUUUUAGUAUCAGGGGAAGGUUCUCAGCUGCAUUUUCUCAGUGGCUUACUCAUUUUUCUCCAACAUUUAUCAUUUGGUAUAAACAUUCCACUUAACACUUUAUAAAUUUUGUAGGAAUGUGCCUAUUUAGGUAUUUACUGACUUAAUUUGUUAGGGCCAUCAGGAAAGCAUUUUAUAGUAUCUUAAGCCGUUUAGAUAAAAUGAAUAAACUUCUCAUCUUUGUUUUCCCAAUAUUUUCUUAAAAGCUUAUCAAUUUAAUAUAUUAUCAAGUAUGCCUCAAAAGAUAGAAACAUUCAAGUUCAAUGAAGGAUUUUUAGUGAAAAGUUCAAUUCAAGGAUCAGCAAGCUAAUCAUAGUGAACAAGAAGAAUGUUUGACUUAGUGCUGUUUUUUUCCCCUUGUGUACAACAAUGAAUUGCCAUGUAUGUUUCCAGCCUCUAUCACUGAUCAUGCCAUAAUCUCAUUUUAAAACUGAUUUUAAUAUUGAAAAUCCCUAUACUUCUACAGGUAUACUUUCUUUUUAUAAAAGCUAUAAUCUGUAUUUUAAAUCUUAUUGCAGUUUUUGAAACAGCUACAUUCACCCCUAAAAAUUCCACCAUAUUGAAAAAUAAAAUAUAUGGAGUGUAUUUUCUAUGGUAAGUAAUAUGAGGAAAAAACAUGAUUAGUUGUGCCAAAGAAGUUUUAUACAUUGUUUACAUGAAAAGGCCACAGUACUUAUUGGGGAAUUCAUAUGGUAUUUUUGUUUAUUAAUAAAACAUUACAUUCAGGGAGAUGUAAUUUGAGAAUGUUCCUCCAAAAACUAUUUUAUUGAGAAGAGGCAAGUGUUGAAUUUAUCACUUAUUCUUUGUAUUAGAAAUGUAGGAGUGUGGUGGUUCUCUGCAACAUUUAGAGCUUAGUCUCAUAAUUUGGAAUUUUUAGAUAAUAAAUUUUAAGACCAGCUCUUAUAUGUAGGACAGUCCAAACAAUGUCACUUCAGGGACAAAGUAGGCCUGGAAGCCCUUAAAAUAAGUUAUCGUAGAUGUGCCAGAACAUAUUCAGAGCUUUAUCCCUUAGCUUAAGACUUUAAAUACUUGCAAAAAUGCAAAUAUUCUUGAAAAAUGGUACCUGUAUCAUCAAGUCUGUAUACCUUGUGAGUGAAAUAUCCAAAGCAGUUUUUAAUCAGCAUAAGAGAUGGAAGCCGGGCUCGGUGGCUCAGCCUGUAAUCCCGCGCCUUUGGGAGGCUGAGGUGAGUGGAUUGCCU